Molecule: messenger RNA, 1971 nt
Organism: Blumeria graminis f. sp. triticale
Lineage: Eukaryota; Fungi; Ascomycota; Leotiomycetes; Helotiales; Erysiphaceae
Source: the annotation of a GenBank genome assembly
AUGUCAAUCUCUCACACAUCUCGUAAGCUCGUUGAUAUCGGAGCAGCUGCUCAAAUUCAAUCGCCACAAAUGAGCUCUGAAGGUUUAUCAUCGCCGCCUCGCUCAAGUCCAGAAAUUGCAUCACCGCCCGUACAGGUUGUCAACGAAUUCUCACCGACUUCCAUUCUUCCAGAAGCAACAACAUCAUCUUCUACUAUCCCUAGCAACUCUACAAAUCCUCCAGAAUCCGGGCCAAUCCCUCCAGAAAAGCCACCACCUCGGCGUAAGCUUGGAAGAAAACCAAAGGAGAUUGUGCCUGGGACAGACGCUCCAAAGCCAAAGCGAGUUCGCAAGCCUAAAGAUCCAAAUGCUCCUCCCCCACAGCGGCGCAAGAAGAACCCCCCUAACACUGAAUUCAUACCCCAUGUUGUCGAUACCAAGCCACCUGCAACUGCUGGGAAAACAUCUUACAUAGUUCCGGAACCCAUACCAUCAACUCAGACAUUCCAUGCUACAGCCCCUAUCGUUCCGACUCAAAAAGAAGAUGUCUCGGGACCCAUUCAAUCUUUCUUUCACUCAGGCGCUCCAACUCAACCAGUCUCUAACCAAGGUUCAGUUACCAUUACCCGGGCUCAACCUGUCCGCACAAGUGGUCAAAACUAUGACCCUAUUCGAUCAUCAAAUUAUGACCCUGUUCGUGAAACUGUCAAUACAGCAUCUAGCAACGAUAACAAUUCUUACGUGAUAAACUCCCACAUAUCCUCUAAUCAACCUCAUCACACCAAUUAUGCAAGUUCUGCACCCUCCAUUUCUAGUCUCGUCGACCCACCUUUACAAUUGCAAACCAUCCCUUCAACAGGGACAAUAUCGUUUUUCAACCAUCAGACGUCGCAACCGCGCACAGGAGAUAGCUCAUUUGCGCCUGUAUCUCCAAAACAAGCGAAGAUAGCUCUUCCUCAAGAUGCAUCUACAAUUAAUCAGCAGCCAUCUGCUAUGCCAACGAAAAAACUUGAUAAUCCGGCACCAACUACAACAACCAUAUCAAUAACUUCUGCCUCCCAUUCUUCCAAGAAAAACACAACCUCUAGUAUCAGUGCAACAGCAUCCCCUAAAUCUGCAAAAAACAAAGACACCAAAGAUACAAAAGAUUCUCAUGACAUUCUGUACCCUGUCCCUCCACCCCUUCCUGGGUCAGGUAAUGACGUGAACGAUGGCACCGAGUAUCGUGCACCAACUGUGAUUCUUAAUAUACCAAUAAAUGGUGAAGUUAACAAAUACGUAAACUUCACGCGCUUGGCAGAGCAACAAUACGGUUGGGAUGCUUUACACCCACGUCUUGCUGCACAGCGCGAUCGAUUAGCCAGAGUAGCAGCUGCUGGGGCAGCCCUUGAACGUAACGGUUCCAACAAGGAUAGUGGUGAUGAGAUGUCACUCGACUCGGAAGCAGAGGGUAGCAACGCUGAGAUGGGUGGUUUGAGUGAUACCCGGCCCUGUCCCGAUGGUGCUCGAAAGGUACCCAAAAAAAGAAAGAUGAGGGAAGACGAAUACGACAAAGAUGAUGAAUUCGUUGAUGAUACUGAACUACUUUGGGAAGAACAAGCUGCUGCCACAAAUGACGGCUUUUUCGUCUACUCAGGCCCUCUCAUUCCUGAGGGCGAAAAGCCAACUUUGGAAUCACGAGCUGAUGGCGCCCCUAAGCGUGGCCGGGGACGAGGUAAUCGUGGUGGCACUACUCGAGGUACUAACACACGCGGAGGUACAGCUGCAUCUAGUGGUACUACGCGAAGUAAUCUCCCGGCUUCUGGCCCAGGCUCGCGUGGUGGAUCAACGGCGCGGAAACCCCGCAUCACAAAAGCUGAUCGGAUCCGGAUGGAGCAAGAAAAACUCGAACGGGAAAAAGCCGGUCAAGUAUCGACUCCUUCGAGCCUCAGUAGUACGGUGCCAUCGAGCGCCUUACCCACGGAGAACAUACCUGUCAUUCCUAGUCAGUGA